Messenger RNA from Pisolithus orientalis, 702 nucleotides. RefSeq lists its product as uncharacterized. The transcript has 4 exons. Gene Ontology annotation, cellular component: cortical actin cytoskeleton; actin filament; site of polarized growth. Gene Ontology annotation, biological process: regulation of actin filament polymerization. The annotation marks the transcript as partial. Lineage: Eukaryota; Fungi; Basidiomycota; Agaricomycetes; Boletales; Pisolithaceae. The record is from RefSeq and is a predicted model, not a curated record. Gene Ontology annotation, molecular function: actin filament binding.
UCUAGCAGAGAAAUCAGCGACGUGUAUCAGAAGAUCGUCGCUGGAAAGGACAUCGAUUGGGCACUUUUGACAUACGACAGAGGUGGAAAUUUAAGAGUUCAAUCUACCGGCGAUGGCGGGCUCGGGGAACUGGUCAAGGAAUUCUCCAAUGGCAGGAUUCAUUAUGCACUCGCAAGGGCUAUUGACCCUAAUGCCAGUGAUCCAACGGACACUUGGAGUUAUUUUAACCGAUUGGUCGAAUUCGUUCAGAUCAACUGGUGUGGUGAUGGCGUUCCAGAGACGAAGAAAGGUCUCUUCCUUACGCAUUCAAGUUCUGUAGUCAGCCUCCUACGAGAACCUCACGUCGUCGUCAAUGCUCGUUACGAGGUGGACGUUGCUCCACUGGUGAUUAUGAAGCGGUUCGAAGCGGCUCCCGGUGCCUUGUAUUUUACUCACGAUAAGCAGGCGCGCGAAUUUGAACCGAUCGCACCUGUUGGGAAAAACUACACGCCAGUUGUUGGGCCGGAUAUAGCAGCAAUGCGGAAGGCGCCUCCUUCGCCAAACCCUUCUGUUGCUCCCUUUCAAUCGCUGGCACCUAGACCAGCAGCUACAACACCGGCACUAAAGCCUGCGGUCCCGAGGGCUCCCCGUCCCACUGUCUAUACGACGAUACCAAUUACCUCCAAGACUAUCGCAGCAACAAGGGCACCUGCCGGUACAUGA